AUGCCAUCCCCUGAGGCUGAUCCAUGUCCCUUGUGUCCCCUGCAGGGCCUGACCCCCCCUGCUGAGCCCCCCAGGACCACGGCACGCUGGAGCUCUGGGGAUGCCGGGGACCCUGGUGGCACCUGCCCUGCCAGCAGCCGCCCUGAGAGCAGUGUGGAUUUGGGGGGGGCUGCUCUGGAUCGGGCCCGCGACCUCUCCAGCAAGAAGAACGUCAUCCACCUCCGCACUGUGACGGGUAACGAGUUCCUGCUGCAGUCAGACCAAGAGGCCACCAUCCAGGAGUGGGCCCGGGCCAUCCGGGGGGUCAUCCGUCGGCUGGACCUGGAGAACCCUGUGGAUGCACCUGUGGGGUGGUUGCACCAGGGGGACAUUGAGGACCUGGUGGAGCUCAGUGGGGACGAGGACGAAGCUCCGCGGGUCACUGAGGGAGCCGGGGCUCCAGGUGUCCCCCAUGCCCCCGACACCUCGGAGAAGAAGCGGGUGAAGAGCAAGCUGAGGCGCUUCAUCGUCAAGCGGCCCCCGCUCCAGAGCCUGCAGGAGAAGGGGCUCAUUCGAGACCAGGUGUUCGGGUGCCGCCUGGAUGCCCUGUGCCAGCGGGAGAGCACCACCGUGCCCCGCUUCGUCCGGCUCUGCGUGGAGGCCGUCGAGGAGAGAGAGCUGCCCCACAGGUGGAUGGGCUAUGGGGUAUCUGGGGGGGGGCAUCGAGUGGCCCCGGUGCGCCGAGGGAAGGAGGGGACAGGAUUAGGGCCUGCCGAGUGGGUGAUGGAGCGGGUGGAUGUCAACCGCAUGACGUGCCAGAACAUCGGCAUCGUGUUCGGACCCACGCUGCUGCGGCCGGAGCGGGAGCCGGGCAGCCUGGCGGCGGGCAUGGCCCAGCAGAACCAGGCCGUGGAGCUGCUGCUGGCACACUUCGACCGCAUCUUCCCUGCGCCCCCCUGAGCCUGGCACCCCCCCGCCAAGUCAGGCAUGGGUGCUCUGGUUGCCAGUGCCCCUUCCUACCCCCAGUCCUCCCUGCCCCAUGUACCUUAAUGCCCCGUGCAGUAAACGGGCACCUUCCCUGGGACCACCAGCACCUCCUGCUCUGACCAGGGUUGGGGGGGUCUGCAGCACCGAGAGCCACCCACCUGCCACCACCUCCCCAGAGAAUGUCGCCAUCCAGGCAUAUGGCAGCCCCCAAGUGCC
This is a messenger RNA of Egretta garzetta (little egret), 1182 nucleotides long. RefSeq names its product rho GTPase-activating protein 27-like. Gene Ontology annotation, cellular component: cytoplasm. The record is from RefSeq and is a predicted model, not a curated record. The transcript has 8 exons. Bases 1 to 939 code for a protein of 312 amino acids. Gene Ontology annotation, biological process: regulation of GTPase activity. NCBI's taxonomy places the organism in Eukaryota, Metazoa, Chordata, Aves, Pelecaniformes, Ardeidae.